UGGGUGUCUUAUGUGUCAUGUGUGUCUUAUGUGCAUAAUGUGUUAGGGGUUGUGACUUGUGACUAUAGGAGCCAAACCUGGGGUGUCAGGGCCUAAAAUUUUCUUCACUGCAUUAGUCAGUAAACAUCAGCAUCAAAUUUGUUUUAAAUAAAGCUCGUCUAACUAUCUCUGCCUCCCCUGCUUUUUAAAAAGUUUGGCAACUAUGGUUGGGACCUCACUUUUUAUAAAAAAAAGAUAUUUCUUCUUGCUGUGCCCCUGGUUGUCUAUGUGCAUGGUGUGUCGAUAUGUGCAUGGUAGACUUGCAUGUUAUAUCAUACCAGCUGCUCAAAUGCAUGGCGAUGUUCAGUAUGUAUAGCAGAUGUUGUGCGACUAUUUAGAAUCAAUAGAAUAUUCAUAGCAAGAAGACAAGAUAAUUAUUCGUUAGCUCAGUUUGCUCAGCAGCAAUAGAAUACCAGAGGCAAGUAGAUUCAAUUAUGUUACUUCUGCUACCAGGCAUAAUGUUAAGGAGUCAUUUUACGGCUCAUCUGGUCUAAAAUUUCCUUCUCUUCGUUGUUUUAAUCAACCUGAUCUUCGUUACUAUAUUCGAAGAAAGAAAUUAUGUUAUGUAAAAAUAUUAAUUUUAUUUCAACGCUUUGUCUGCCAUCGGCAAAACCUGUUGUUACCUAAGUAAUUGUUGCUUCCACCCUCCAAGUAGUAGAUUGCAUGAUUAGUUUAAAGGACCAACCACUGAAGGUUGCUUUCCCCACCCUUGACCUCCCAACCAACCACCCACCCACUGACUUCCCCCCAUCCAACAUCCCUGUGGUGACAGUGACAGCAAACACCCCUGUUAAUGAUGAGGAUGAAGCGGUGGGGCAACAUGAGACACCUGAUGGGGAAGAUAGGACGUACAAGAAAAUUUACCCGGAGUUACCAAGUUUGGCUUCGAUGGAUUUUGAUGCAAAUGUGGAAGAAACGAAAUCUGAGGAUGCUGAGAAACAGGAAGAAGGGUCUUUAUCUAAUGAUGAUGUUGGUCAUUUUGAAAAAGAAGAAGAAGAAAAGCAAGAGUCCUCCAAGGAUGUUGAUGAUGUUGAAGAGAAGACAUCAAGUCCGGAUGUAAGGAGCGUUCCUCGCACGGUGACGUUCUCUCCGAUGGUUCACCAACGUGAGAUUCCUCCUCUUGGUUACGAAGAUCUUGGUGUAGAUGUUGCAGGGAGCGAGGAUGUGAGUUUGAUCUCAGGAUCAUUGGAUGCGGGUGAGAAAGAUGGGGAAGAGGAGGAGAAGGAGGUGAAUGAAGAUCUGCCAGAGUUUAACGCAUAUCAGUUGAUGGAGGAUGGGAAAGAAGGAGUGAAGGAUCAUCAUGUUUCCAACACAUCAAAAGAGGAUCAUGUAAAAGAGGAGAAUCAUCAGGAUGAAGAUCAUCUUGUUCUCUCCCAGGAUGGAAAGGAAGAAGGAGCCAACAUCCAACCAUUAAUAGAAGAUUCCCAAGCAUGUAAUGCUGGUCAAACCUCAGAUGAAACUGAACCCGAUGAGUUCAACGCAUAUUUGCUGAUGACAGCAACUGAAUCCACGACGACACCCAAUCAACAAAUCCCAUCAACUACUGUGGUACAAACCAAAGAUAAUUCAAAUUUGCAUGAACAGAUGACGAUUAUGACAUCAUCAGAAUUUAAUGCUUAUGAUGUCAUAAUGACCACACAACAUGUCUCGAACACAACACAAGAAGUAACCAUGGCAACAGCAUCUUCAAAUGUUGAUGGUACAUCAACUGGAACAGAUUCAUCCAAUGCCCAGCAUCCAACCCAAGGAGAUGAACCUCCUGACUUUGAUGCGUACAAGAUCCUUAUGUCAAUGGAAGACAAUCCCCGUGCUUCUAAUGAUUACAAACAUGAUGCAGAUGUUGAAGAUGAUGUAAUAGGUGAUAAAGUAAAAGAAGAAGAGCGAUUUACCCCAGGAAGCAAUGAUGAUGCUUUGAACCAAGAUCCAUCAGAAACUAACCCAUCUUCAAGCAAUGAUCCACCACUUAAAGAUGUACAAGUCGUGACCCCAUCAGCACCCCCACAAUCCCCCCCACACCAGCACACCAACACCACCUCACCCAUCUCCCCACCAAUGGUGUUCGAUAAUCCACUUGAUGCACCAUUGGAUUACGCCAAAGUAGAACCAGAUCAACAACAAUCAACAUCUAUUAAUAAACCCAUUUCCCCACCAACAGGUUACAACCAAGCAGAAUCUUCUGUGUAUGUUUAUAAAGAUGGGAACGAAGAAUCUGCCUCACUAACUCUCACCCCGCCUCCAAAGGAGUACGGGGAUAAACCAGAAUCUCCUGCACUCUCUGCUAUUACGGAUGUAGACAAAGAAUCUGCGUCAAUCCAGAUACCAACAGAUCCUGCUGCAUUACAACUUUCCAACCCAGAAUCUUCCACAAUCGAGGAUAAAGAAAAAGAUGAAUCAUCAACCCCUGGAUACCCGAUUCUACAUCCAACAAAUCAUGCGAAUGUCAUAAAGGAUUUUGAAAUAUCCACAAAUAAAGAUGAAGAAUCCACUUCACCCACCACUCCUGUAUUAGAUUACACCCAACAACAAUCUUGUACAUCUGAUGAUAAAGAUAAAGAUGGAUUAUCAAGUCCAACAUCCUCGUACCCUCUUUCCUCUCAAACAGAUCAUUCUAAUCUCCAACAAGAGCAACCAACAUCAUCCUCCACCAAAGAUGAAGAUCCUCCACUCAUCCCCGCAUCAUCUCAUCCCCUUCCACCUCCAGCAGCUUUCAACGAUCCUCCAGGUCUUCCAGCAGAAUACGUGAGGAUCAAAGAUUUAACGCCAUCAUCAUCAUCGUACGUUGAACCUCAGUUGGUCCAAGGAGCUUCCAUUGACUUCGUUGCAUCCACUAUGACAUCACACAAUGAACCUACUAUGACAUCAGAAUCGUUUGAAUAUAAUGAACGAAUGAUAAACGAGAUGGUUCAGCAAGAAGAUGAACAGGAGGCUGAGGUCUUGGAUCAAGUUACGAAAAGUCCCCAUCCUGAUCCUACCCAAGGGGAAGUCCCAGCCACACCUUCUCCUGAUAUGAAACCUGAUUCGGUGCAACGAGACGAACAAUGAUGUCACAUCAUGUUUAUGUUUAACUUACUGCGUCUAAAACUGAAUUUCAGUUAAAAAUAAUUGGUUUUAAAUGUGGGUUCCCACAGAUUCUUUGCGGUAAUUUAAUGGGUUAAACAUGGCAGUAUUAAUUACGAAUAACUGUGCGGAGAUUUUAUGUUUAGCUCCUAUGUUCAAAUGUUUUUCUGGCAGUUUAUUGUUUGUACAGAUAUAUUGAAUUUGUAUGCAUGGUUUUAGUGUGGCUUCGUAAGAGUAAAAAUUCCUAAAAAAACCUGAUGCCCCGGUGGUAAAUUUACUUAUAAUGUGGAGUGUAUUUAUAUUUACUGUAUUCAUAGCUACUCUGAUGAAAGUAAUCUGUAUACAUUAUCAAAAUGUUGGUACAAACAAUUGAAAGCCAGAAAAGCUUUAACGUAUCCACAAUAUGCCUGGCUGUUCAUUUACUUAAUAUAUGUUCCCUGUACAAAGUUAAUUUAUAUUGUAGUUCCACAUUGUUAUUGCUUGUUGUAACUUAGAAUAAAACACCAUCAGCUUUUACUA
Molecule: messenger RNA, 3615 nt
Organism: Ciona intestinalis (vase tunicate)
Lineage: Eukaryota; Metazoa; Chordata; Ascidiacea; Phlebobranchia; Cionidae
Source: RefSeq, a predicted model, not a curated record